CUGCCCCCCACCCUCGGAGCGAGGGGCUCCCCCGAAGAGGCUCGGAUCGGGCUCUCUUCUCCCCAGCUCCACAGGAUGGAAGUGAGGCGCCCGGGCAACGGCGGGGGGAGGCUCUGAGCGACAUCCCCAAACACACACUGCCCUUCCCAGGGUUGUGGCUUCCUGGCCUGCCCCAAUCUCGCCCCGCCCCCCAGAGGCCAGAGGACCAUGAGGGUCCUCUAUGGGCACUGCUGCCGCUUCCAGGUGCUGUGGGCUGCCCUGGCUGUCUCCAUGACCAUCGGCUUCACCAUCCAGCUCUUCGGGGUCUCCUUUCAGAAGAGGGCUUCCUUGUCCCAGCUGGCCCCGACCCCCUGGGCUCCCCCUCUGGCCAAAGCGGGACAGGAGCAGGAGGCGGCGGAGGGGCGGCCAGGACCCCGCUGCCAGCCGAGACGCCACCUGGUCUUCCUGAAGAGCCACAAGACGGGCAGCAGCACCAUCGUCAACCUCCUGCACCGCUUUGGGGAUGCCCGGGGUCUGCGCUUUGCCCUCCCCGCCCGCUACCAGUUCAGCUACCCUAACCUCUUCCAGGCACGGCGGGUCAAAGGGUGGCAUCCCGGAGGGCGCCCCUUCAACAUCCUCUGCCACCACAUGCGCUUCAACUUGCCUGAGGUCCAGAAAGUCAUGCCCCCGGACAGCUUCUACUUCUCCAUCGUCAGGCACCCCGUCUCCCUGGCCGAGUCGGCCUUCUCCUACUACCGGGGUGUCGUCCCUGCCUUCCGCCGUGCCGGCACCUUGUCCCAGUUCUUGGCCUCGCCACAGCGCUUCUACCGCCCCGGCGAGAGGGGCAACCACUACGCCCGCAACCUGCUGUGGUUCGACUUUGGCCUGGACCCACCAGCAGCCCCUGGCCUGGCCCCAAUCCAGGCUGCCCUGGCCACACUGGAGCGCACCUUCCACCUGGUCCUGCUGACGGAGCACAUGGACGAGUCGCUGGUGCUCCUGCGCGACGCCCUCUGCUGGGGAGAGGAGGACAUGCUGGCCUUCCGCCACAACUUCCGCAGCCCUGAGUCCAUCCGCCCGCUGGCGCCCGCAGAGGCUGCCCGACUCCAGGCCUGGAACAACCUGGACUGGCACCUCUACACUCACUUUAACCGCAGCUUCUGGGAGCAUGCAGAGCGCUUUGGCCGCGCGCGCCUGGCCCGGGAGGUGGGCGCCCUGCAGCAGCGGCGGGCAGAGCUGAUGCAGCAGUGCCUGCAGGGAGGGGGCCCUCUGGAGGCGAGGCAGAUUGCGGACGAGCGCAUCCGCCCCUUCCAGUUUGGACAGGCCCCCAUCCUGGGCUACGCCCUGAGGUCCAGCCUGGACCCCGAAUGGCAGGCACUGUGCCAACGCAUGGUGACCCCCGAGCUCCAGUACAAGGAUCUUCUGGAUGCCAAGCAGUUUCCUCCACCCCCACAGGGCAACGGCUCUCAGGCCGGCGGGGUGAGGUAGCCCCCCCCCAUGGACCCUGAGCAGUGGCAAGCGGAAGGGGGUGCAAAAAGGCCAACUGGCCCCCAACAGGCUUGGCAUGGGCUGGGUGCUGAAGGCACAGAGGACCUGGGGUGCCAUGAAAAACCUCAUUCUGCCCACAUUUCUGGGAUUCCCAGAAUAAGCUCCCUCUGGCACUGCGCCUUCUAAAGAAG
This is a messenger RNA of Lacerta agilis (Sand lizard), 1658 nucleotides long. RefSeq names its product galactose-3-O-sulfotransferase 4 (gene GAL3ST4). The transcript has 4 exons. Gene Ontology annotation, cellular component: membrane. Gene Ontology annotation, biological process: glycolipid biosynthetic process. Lineage: Eukaryota; Metazoa; Chordata; Lepidosauria; Squamata; Lacertidae. Gene Ontology annotation, molecular function: galactosylceramide sulfotransferase activity. The record is from RefSeq and is a predicted model, not a curated record. Bases 208 to 1467 code for a protein of 419 amino acids.